AUGUCUUCGAGAGCACAAAGGGACAAAGGACAGAAGCAGAAUACAGCCCAGACAAUUUUAUCGGAGUUACUGAAGGAAGAAGAGAAUAAAUAUUGUUCUGAUUGUAAAGCAAAAGGUAUGGAACCUUUCAUCGAUCGAUCGUAUUUUAAAAAUCAGAUGUCUUCCGUUGGAGCGAGAGUUCGCUUGUCAAGCUGUAAAAUUCUCACUUCCUGGUCGACAAAUAAUCGUAUUUUUCUACUGCAGGACCUCGUUGGGCGUCUUGGAACCUGGGAGUGUUUCUUUGCAUUCGAUGCGCGGGUAUACAUCGAAACUUAGGUGUUCAUAUUUCUCGAGUCAAGUCAGUAAACCUUGAUUCAUGGACGACGGAACAGCUAGAAGUGAGUGAAACGUCAUUCUACUGUUCUUACGAAAAGCUGUUAUUUAGGUUUAAUUUUAAAACUGAGACACUUUUUCUAUUUUUUCAUGUCAUGUUUAGAGUAUCCAAGAGUGGGGAAACAAGCGAGCAGCAGAGUUUUGGGAAUGUAAUCUGCCAAGUGAUUUUCGACGUCCACAGACCGACUCGUACCAUUCGUCAAACAACACCGGUUAAUUUAAAUUUCUCGGGGAAAUUUUACCAUCUGUUGCAUAAUGGCUCAUGAUUUAUUGGGUAGUGUUAAAUCUAUAGAUUUUCAUAUCGCGUAUUGUUUGAUACUUUUGACACUGUACUGAGGAAGGAGCUUCCUUCUCUUUUCACAUGUACCAACAGGGAGCUUGUUGUCGCCCAUGAUAAACUGUGCCUUGUAUGUUAACCGAUUUAAUGCAUUUGUCAAAGGUUAAAAUCAAUGAUUUUUGUUUGUUCAUGUUUUACAAACGCUUAAUUUUUACACUGUAGUCGGUUCUUUCAGGUCUUUACGACAAACAGGCGUUUAAUUCGUUACGUGACAGUGCGUGGUGGCAAACACACAUUCCAUUUUGUUGGCGUGCGAUUGUGAUAAAUUGUUUUCCCCGGUGGUUAAAUAUCGCGAGAGAAAAGGGCCGCCAACUUAAGUGAAAUGCAUAGGUAAAUAACAAGAAAUUUGGAAAAAACUCUGUUAAUUCCGAUCAAAUCUGUUUUCAUGGAUUUUGAACAUAUUAAUUUGUGUUAAGUAAAUUGACGAGUCUGGCAGAGACCGGUGUAAAGUUUGACGACAUUUUAUGAAACUGAGUAUGGUUACUACAGGAAACGUCGAAAAUUUUUUUGAUUAAACAGCUAAAUAAGUGCUACCUUUUGAACGUUUUUCAUAUCAUAAAAGAUAUGAUGGAUUAUCGUAAUAACAAAUCAAACAUAUUUCUGUUUAAUGGCCAAUCAAGGAUUGUAGGAAAUGUAUCAGAAUAUUAAUUAUGAAUUAUACUGUACAUGUAGUCAUUUUUUUCAUAGAUCUCUUGGUUAAUCGAUUUAAUCCAUAUUUAUGCUCAGUUACUAUCCAUGUGCUCUGUAUAGGCCAUUUCUAAAAAUGGUAGCAGCAUAAUAGAUUUGAAUUUAAAAUAAAAACUUAGCGUAUAUGUUGUAGUUAAUUUUUUUAUCUCAGACUCAGUUAAUUUUGGUUUUCUUUUGUUUUUGGGUAUGGUGAUGUAUGCUAAUAAAGUUGAAACAAAAGAAAAAGAAAAAUUACCUGAGAUAAACAAUUAACUACAACAUGUACAGUGAAUGAACGUGCAUGUACAUCCAUACUGAAAGUCUGCACUUUUUGCACUUGAUUUUUCUCAAAGUUUUAAUUUACUGAUUCAAUUAUUCCACUUGUGUACAGAAAGCAAACUUGAUACCAGUAACAUUAAUAACAAAUGAUGUAAUUCAAGCGUGAUUGAAAGGAGUGUUUUGUCAAUAGAUUGAAGUGACUGGAUUUUUUUCCUGUUGUUUUGUCUUCUUGUCUUGUUGUCUUUUAACUUUACAGAGCCACGGAACAUUUUAUCAGAAACAAAUAUGAACGUAAAAAGUAUUUAAAGAAUGAUGGCCUUCCACCUAGUAAUCCAGGAAAGAACUCUGUACCCAAGGAGGUGAAACCUGCAGAUAAGGUAUUAAACUCAGAUUUUCACUUUCAAUAUGACAGUAGAUACAUUGUUUGGUUGUUUGUUUGUUAAUAGUGAACUUAUGCAGUGGGAUGGCAGAGAGGAAAGAAGACGGCAAACCUUGAGUGGCAAGCUGACGUUAUUGCAUUUAAAAAAAUUUUCAACCAAAAUUCAUCUUCCUUCAAACAGAUCUUUUUUGUGAAAGACCAGAACACAGCAAUGUUCAGAGAAGAUCGCUACAAAACAGGCAAACAACAAAGCCAUCACAUUUUUCACUCACAGACAUUUUGCCACCCUGCUUUUUCUGCUGUCCUGUUUUGUACACUCACUAUUAACAGAGGAAAUGGACUAAAAAGCUGCUCCAGCGCAUUUACAGGUUUUUGACUCAGAAAAUUUUGUUUAUGAAUUAUUAAUUCAAACCUAACAUAAGUUAGGCAGCAAACCAGUUGGCUAUUAAACCAUGACCAGGGUGUUGAACUCAAGACUCUAUUCUAGAGCAAAUCCAGCUGUUGGUUAUCUGCAAAUAAUACUCUUAUGGACCUCCAGGUUCCAAGUCAGAUGGGCUAUGACAGUUCUAUUAAUUUGCCUUGCUUAUAGUAUUGUCUGAAUAUUUCAUUAUCUCUUUUUGUCAAAGCAAACAUCAAGUGUAAACAAAAAACGCCAUUGGCCUCCUCUAUAAUCAGGAACUAACAUGUUUCACUCCAAAAUUGACAUUUGUGUGAUGAAAAGCUGUGAUUCUAUACUAUUUGCAAACAUUUACUUCCCCCUCCUGUUUUCCCUGCUUAAAAAUUGAUGGUAUUCCCUCUGUCUGCACCAACCCCCUCCACCCUCUAGAUAACAGAAGGCAAAGACAAUGGUGAUGGCAAUGAGAACCUCAAAAAACAAAAAGGUCUAUGAAGCUAAAUACAGCAACUUUGUAUGUGCAUCAUGCAUUUUUGUACAUUUCUUUGCUGUCACUGCACUACUACACUGUGUAAAUGGCUAAUUUCACAUUUUAUUGUGGAUGUAAACAAGCAACAACAAAUUUUUCGUCAUGAGUGCGGUCCCCAAGACGUUACUCUGGGAAAUUAGCAGCCCUACAUUUGACAUUUUACAGCAAACUGAAAUAAACUCAAAAAAGUUUGAAAAAAAUAUGAAUUCAUUUUGAAGAGAUGUCUUCUCUGCUGUUGUGUCGAUGUUAAAGCUCCCCAAUGACCAGCUCAGCUUGAAUGUGGUGGUCUAAGACUUCUUGAUAUGGUACAAUUUGACAAAUAUGAAGUAUUUUUCACUUUUAAAUAGACAAAGAAAAAGAAGGAGAGGAGAGAAGAGGAGAUCAGCAUUACACCCCUCAGAAAUGGUACAGAUAAGAAGGUGUGUUGAUGGAGCACUGUAUUCUGCUAAGCACCUAUACCUGUGCUAAAGUCUCUCUUAAAAAACUUUAAGCAGACACCCGGAGUUGGCCCCUGUUGUUUCUUAGCAGAGUGAGAACAAAAUUUUUCAAAAUCACUGGCCCUAAAAAAGGGCAAGUUGUUGCUAAAGAGCCUAGUGCACAAAUCAUAAUAUGAAAGCAUACUACCACACAGGUGGCUCCACUAACCCCAGGCCAUUAAAGAGCACUUUUGUUGCGCCCUUUUCAGCCUUUUUAGGUUGGACACUUUGUUCCAGUCCCAGCAGUGUCUGUCUUAGAGAGAGUUUACUCUAGCCUUAUUGAAAUUGGCUUGGAAAAGCCUUGUUUUAAUACGGAGUGGAUGACUACAUGGAAUAAGCUACCUUGUAUGCAUAGAAAUUUAGGAAGGUUGUACAAAAAUUAAAUUUAGAACUUUUUUAUUAGCUCUUUACGUAAUAUAUACACCCGCAACAUCAUUUUGUAUCAACUGACGACUUUUUUACUCUUCAUAGCAGCAGUUUGAGAAUUAAUUCUGAACAUUUAAUACAUUGUAGUGUUUACUUAUUAGAUAUUAUAUUCUUAAUGUAGUUGUUGUCUUUACAACUUUUAAUCUUUUAUUGCACAGGCACGUUCAAAUGAGUUUUAUUAAACAAGUUCAUCCUUCAAUGAAAAUUUUAGACUGAUUGUAAACACACAGUCACCAGUUCACAGUGUAACAGUUUUCAAUUCACUUCAAAAACAGUUUGGACCAGUGAGGUGGUAUGGUCAUGAAAUUUGUCUUCUUUAUCUACAGGCUCCCCCUUCAGUUAAUUCAACUCCCCAGACAAUUGCCCAACCCCGUCCCAGUUCACAUCCUCCAGCAGUUAAGGCACCUGAACAAGCCAAGCCAGCUGCACUAGUUGAUUUGCUGUCCCUUGACACUCCAACAACAGCAUCUGCAUCAUCUGGUGACUUACUGAAUUCUUUUGCACAACCUCCUCCGGCUUCUCAGCCUGCUAAAACUGGUUUAGAGAAUGAGGUGAGAUUUACAUACCUGUUUUGAAGAGCUUGAAAUGUAAUGUAAAUAUGUAGUUAUCAUUAUAACUUGAAAGAGUGCUACCCUCCAGUAAGAGCAGUCCUUGCAGCAGAGCCUCUCUUUCAUUUGCUCAGUUUCGGUGUACUCAAGAAAGACUCUGCAUGAAUUGAGUAAGAUCUUUGUUGAGCAUGCAUGGUAUGUUGCUAGGAUAUGGUUUCGAACCCAGGCCUUAUACCUAUGCGCUCACUUCAGCGGGCUCGGUUAUGAUCGUUAGUUUAUCAAUGGACAGCUUGCUCGCACAUGAAAAAACCUGUUUGAUGACAAAAAACAAUAGUGAUUAGUCCAGAAGUUUGGGCUUCAGCAAUCUCAAAGGCUUGCGGACACAAUUCAGGUAGAACUUACUUUUCUCCUCCUCACUCAAGAAGACAAAAGAAGGCUGCUCACAGGGUGGAAUAAGAGUUGCUUUCAGAAAAAAAAUAUUAAUAAGUGCUGCACCCUCCCAGCAAAAAUACAGGACAUGUGAUUUUUUAAAAUGGCAAUUUGCCAAAAAAAAACUGCCGGCUCUUUCUCAACUCUCAAGCUAGCAGGAUGCAGUUCUAAAACCACUGUGCAAAAAAAAAAACUGGGUAUCAACAGGAUACCAGCAUCACUAUCAUCACCACCAUCUUCACAUCAAACCCAUGAUCACUGUCAUUUCAAACACCAGUUUUCUACUAAACCUGCACAUUUUCUAUCGGCAACAUUAUUGCUGUCAUCAAUGCCACAACCAUUUAUAACAGGAUUAAUUUUAUGAGCUAUUUUAGCAUUUCAGCAGUUAACGGGCUUCAGUUUUUCAAACUCUGCUUGGGGAAGUUCUUCCCCCUAGACCCAUCCAGAGGGUGUGGCAUUUCCUGGGAUCGCUGUCUUGUUUAUGUCUACUUUGUAGGGUCCUGCUGCGUUAUGCACAGUCCUACUGCUGCAGUGAAAACUGAUGAUGAUAAUGUUCUGGUUAAUACCAUUGCUUGACAGCGAUAAAUGAGAGGAUUGUUCUUGGUAGCAAUAAGUUGUUACUAUUACCUCUAGGUUUAAACAGCUUUGAAGUCUGUGUUAUCUCAUUUCAUUUAAUAUAAAAUUAUCAUUUUUUUCUUACUUUUUUUCUCUUCUAACCUCCUGUUAACUUUGUAUUUAUCUGAUUAUGUGUAAAUAAUAUAAUUAAUUAAUAUUAAAAUAUCUGUGCCUGACCCACCUCAAUUAAUGUUCCUGCUACUUAGUGGGUCAGCACUAUCUCUUAUAUUUUUGUAAAGUAAAUAAAGAUUGUUUGUUUUGUAUUGUAUUGUUGUUGGUGACUGGUAACAGUUAGGUGAUAAUAACAGCUUAAAGGGGUGUCUCUUCUAAAUGAAUUUGGCACUCUUUUUCUUUCUUUUUUAUUUGCUGCUUUUUAAAUAUGCUUAUCGUUUUUUAUUCACAAUGCUUCAUUUAUGUUUAUCCGUUUUUAUUUUUCUAUAUAUUUUAUUUUAGCUUAUUGAUUUUGGUGCAUUCCAACAGAACACUGUCAUUGACACUGGCUUUAGUCAGCCACAACAGGUACAUGUAAUACAUCGGUGCUUGGUUUGCCAGCUUAUUACAUUGUCCUUCAUUUUUAACAUUCUCCACAAUACCCUUUCAUUUUUAUUUUUGUUAUUGAUUUCUGGUGGUGUAUUUUGGCAAAGAAAAAUGCCAAGAUGUAUAAUCCAUGCAGGCUUUGCUUGCUAUGUCAAUUAUCUCAAAUAGGGGAUUGUCAAAAUGGGAUGCAGUAGACAGGACAUUGAAGGAAGCAAAAGGCUUCAAGCUAAUGGCAAUAUGGCUUGUGUCGCAACUUUGCUGUGCUUGUUGCAAUAUUAUUCACUUGGUCUUCUGCAGAGCAACCAUUUACCCACUAACAAUAAUAAAUUUUUCUUUCGAACAGCUCAACUCCACUGCACCUCAAGAGUCAAAUGAGGAGUCACUUCUGAAAGAUGAUUCAACAACCAACAAGUCGACUAAAGGUAGAGAAAUUAAUUGCUUAUUGUAGUUACUUUUUCAAAAUGUAUUUUAUUAAUGAUUCUUUCCUGGCAAGCUGUCCCAACCCCAGAUACCACUAGAAUAAAGUUGAAUGAAAGAGAUAAUUAUAAUUAUUAAAAUGUGGAAAGGUCUGUGAAAUCUUUAAGGUACAAAUUAAUUUUCUCUAUUUAGUUGAUGAAAUGAACAAUUUUUUGACUUGCCAAAUAUUUUGUUUGGAAUCACUUUGUGCAUAAAAUAAUUUUACAUCAUGUAACUAGGCUCUUAACCCAAGUGUUUUCAAUAUUUUAUAAGGGUGUGUCAAAAUGUCCGAUCACUGUGAUAUUACUCAAUUAUUUACUUGUGCAAAUACAUUGUGACUUUGCUUUUGUUUGUCCUUCCUACAGACAGCAUCAUGGCAUUGUAUGCUCCAAAAAGUCAAAAUAAUCAACCACAGAUGUAUAAUGUUCCUGGAGGGGUGUACAUAACUCCACAGCAACAUCAACAGCAGCCUCGCCCGGCUGCACCCGCCAUGUUCAACAGAAUGGGCUCAAUGCCUGUCCAUGGAGUUUCUAUGGGUAUGGGUCCCCAACUGGGGAAUCCCCAUCAGCAGAUGCAACAGCGACAACAACAACAGCAACAACAGGUAAAGCUGUUUGUAAAAUCUCCUUUCUAUGAGUGACGGUUCUUGUUUACAAGUGAUAGAAAUUUGCAAGGAAGUUGUAUCUUUUCAUUCUGUUUUUACAAAGUACUACAAUAUGCCCAUCAAAAUCAAAGCUAUUUUAUGCAGUUGAAUGCCCUGUCUACAAUGGCCACCUUGGGGAUACAGUAGAAUCCCAAUUUCUUGAACACUCAAAUUUAGGAAAUUCCUGAUCAAUAAUUCGAACCAAACCUAACUAGCACCCUUCUUACUCUAGAAAAACAUAGAGAAUGUAUUAGAUAGCUUCAAAAAUUGUACAUGAAUAGAACGGUCAUCUAGAAAUUUUUAGCUGUCCUUCUCCAAACAGAUAUUUACAGAAAACAGUCGUUGGGUGUCCCUCUUAAGCCCUAAGUGUGAUCAGCAUAAAAUUUCUCCCUGUAUUAUCAAUGCUUUAUAAAACAGUUUGGAGACAAAAAUUGAGGACAUGAUCACAACAGAUAUAUUGAGUUUAUAAUUUAACAACUUCUCCCUGCUACUUCAGUAGAAAAUGCAUAGGGACACCAAGUGAGAAUUAAAACUUUGAUAUCAGGGGUUAAAAUGGGGUUUUAUAGCAAAGUUGUAUUUUUAUGCUAAUGGACAGGUUGCCCAGAUUCAACAGCAGAUGCAACAGAUGCGGCUUAAACAACAGUUGGGACCACAACAGAUGACCAUGCAGAGUGGAGCAGGUCUGUUUGGCUCUGGCCAGCCAGCAAUGGCAAAUGGUUGGAUGCCAUCACAACAGCCAAUGUCAUUUCCACAGCAACAGCAUCCUCAGUUUGUCACUACUGGACCAGCGCCACCCAGCAUGAACUAUGGAGGUUUUCCAAUGGCAACCAUACCAGGCUCAGGCCAAACCCUUAGCAAUCAGUUGUGGAAGUGACAGAGAUGUUUUUAAUGUAAAUAAGAAUAUUAUGGAUUCAUUCUAUAAAUCUUGUACAUCUCAAAAUUAUACAGAUUACCUUAAACUCACUAUUUGUGCUUUCUGGGGCAAAGACCAUCUGAUCUUGAAAGUUUUCACUGGUGAAAACUUUGCCUUCCUCCUGGGACCUUAGUUUUGUCAAGACUGCAUGUACAUAUGUACACAGUAGUAGUUGUUUUAUUGUUUUAAUGAUUGACUCAAAGAAUAGGUUGAGCUUGCUGGAAAGAGAGUAGACUGUAAAGUUGCUGGGGUGGAUUUCAAAUGUAAUUUCUCAGUGUAAAAAUUUUCGGGAAGUUGAAAUGGAAAUUAAGGAAGUUCAGAUACUAAAUCUGGCUAGUACUUGACAUCUAGCUACCUAGGACUGGAGGGACUAAACAGAUCUCCAGAGUUACAUUAUUUUGUAUUGUUAUAAUCAUUAUCUUAUUUUUAAUAAUUCAUGUGUCGAUUAGUCUUAAUGAAUCAGAAAAUGCUCUGACAAAUGACUUAACUUGUGUAACGUACCAUGUAAAUGUAAAAAUGUGUCAGCAAAAUUAACUUAAAUCAAGGUAAUUGUGUCAAAUGCACCAGCAAAUCCAUCAUACCUGAGGGACCAACUCUAGGUGUCUGUUUUGUACAGGUUUUUUAUUGGGCUAGAGUUGAUUGUAAACAGCAACUUGACAUUUCUCCAUAAUUUAAGUUUGCGAGCAAAUUCUCAGUGUGGAAAGUGGUAGAGUAAAAAACUAUAUAACCCCUUUACACCCUUGGCCUCCCUCUUGUGAUUCUCCAAUGAAGAGCUUGUCUGGAGGAGAACCGUAAUUGAAGUGAUGCUUGUAAAAUGGACAAAGUGGCAUAAUACUGCCUAAUAUUAAUUUUUUGCAAGAAUCAAAGGGGGAAUUUGACAUUCAAAUGCAUAUUUUCUUCCUCUGUGGGAGUGAUAUUGUCAACACUGCAAAAGAAACAAAAUGUUUGUCGUAGUGGAGAGACUUGUUAUGAAAGCAUGAAAACUUUGGAAAGGCAUAACAUUGUGAGGUUCCAGAAAAUAUAAGUCACUAGACAGUAUGGAAUUUGCUGGUGUUAUUCACAAUAAUAAAAAGCUGCAGUUGUAAUUUGUAUUGGGAUAAAAAUAAUGUAGAGGAUGUUCAUCUGUAAUUAUGACCUAGAUGGUGUAGAUAAAUUGAGUAAAUGUUCAAUAAUAGUUGGUUUGUAAGGACUACAAAAUAAAAAAUCAGCAAGAUGAAAAUCAUUGGAGAAAUAAUGAAUUCUAUGUGGUCCAACAGUAGCACAAGUGAUUAAUGAUAGGGGGACACUUGUGUAGUCCCUGUAUGGUGUCUUCCUAGGCCUUCUGGGUUCAUUUCAUUUCGGUGAGGUAUCCAGGACUUGCUCGGACCAUGUGACCCAAAAUGCAUAGGCCAUGGAAUAAUCGGUUAGCAUUAGAUCCCAUUGACCUAAACCCGCCUUGACACGGUAUGAAGUUUACACAACCUAGUAUUCCUUAUCGCUUGACUUAUAGUGAUUAGGGUUAAGCAACAAUACUGAUUAGGGUUAAGCACUGACUCCAAAUGGUUAGCUUUUAUUUAGGGUUAGGGUUGUUGCUAUAUACCUUCAAAUCAAACUAAUGCUGGCCAGCAAAUCCUCAGUGGCAUAGUGGUAUAAAGAUUAUGGACUGCAAACACUACACUCUGGGUUCGAUUCUUACUCUUGCUCUUCUGAAUGCCAUUUUUCCUUAAAAAUUGAAGAGAC
Molecule: messenger RNA, 9718 nt
Organism: Porites lobata
Lineage: Eukaryota; Metazoa; Cnidaria; Anthozoa; Scleractinia; Poritidae
Source: the annotation of a GenBank genome assembly